AUGUCCACAUCCCAUUCAAGGAAAUCCUGCGAUAUAACAUCGACAAGUUUCUCCGAGGAUUCAAAAUCUUCAUCUAGUUUACCGACGCGACGACCUAGAACUUCGACUUCUACACGUGCCUGCGGACGCGAUAAUCAUUCAUACAUGGUUGCUGUAAUUGAGGGUAGAGGCGUGGCUAGCGAAAUUGGAAUGUGCUUUAUCGAUUUAAGAACAAGCGAAUGUAUUUUAUCACAGUUCGCUGAUUCUCAAACGUACAUAAAGACGCUACACAAAUUAAAUUUAUAUGAUCCGUCUGAGAUCGUGUUAUCUCAAACUGCUUUUGAACCUUCCAAAUCCAAGUUGUGCAAGGUUCUUGAGGACAAUAUUCCAAUGGCUAGCUUCGUACCAAUUGGAAGAAAAUAUUUUAAUGAUGUGAUUGGACUUAAUUACAUCAAACAAGCAAAAGAUGAAUCUACUUCAUUGAUAUUGGGCAUUGCAUCAAAGCACCUAUUCUUAAAUCCGUUUUCGGCAACCGCUGCGAUAUUAAAGUAUAUUGAAUCUACCCAGAAUAUUUUCUUUACCAACCAUUCUAUCAAAUUCAAGUAUCAAGGGAACGAUGAUGAUAGUAUGACUUCACGUAACCUUGAGUUGAUAAGCAACAUAAACAAUCCACGUAGCAAUCAUUCACUUUUCGUAUAUUUAUUCAUUGAAGUUGGUCGUUUAUACCGUUUAGCUCGUUUGUUGAGAACAAAUAUUCUGCAGCCUUUAAGCGAUAUCAUGACGAUUAAUAUGCGAUUGGAUGCUGUUGAAGGUUUUCAUUUCCGUUGCAUGAACAUUUCUUAUGGAGAAACUCCAACUUAUAACUCUUAUUUACUUUGUACAGAGCUUAUACGUCACGAGGCAUGUGAUAUUGAUACUUUCUUCGCGAUUCAAACUGCGCUUAAGCCAUUUCAAGACAUUGAUCAUUUAAUCACUGCGUUGAUUCAAGUUCCAAAGAGGCCUUCGAUUAAAUAUGCAGAACAAAGCAUCAAUAACGUGAUUAUGUUAAAGCAUAACCUGAGAUUAAUUCAAUUACUUAAAGAAUCAUUUACUGGCAUUCAGAAUUCAUUAUUGGAUGCGAUUUAUGAACUUCUUACGGACACACGACUUGAUGCUUUUGAAGAGCUUAUUAAUGAUGUUAUCAAUGAAGAUAUUACGUAUGUCAAAACACCACUUGCACUUAGAAAUCAGCGAUGUUAUGCUGUUAAGGCAGGGUUUAAUGGUUUAUUGGAUGUUGCUCGACAAACUUACAAAGAAACUACACAAUUCAGUUCAGCGAUUGGAUUUUAUUUAUCAAUAAAUAAUGAACAAUUAGAAGGCAGACCACUUCCACUUAUAUUUAUUACCAUUAAAAAGAAAAAAAAGGGUCAGACCUUUACGACAUUGGAAAUCAUGAAAAAGAAUACCAAGAUCAAUGACUCGUUAACUGAAGUAUAUUUGAUGUCUGACAAAAUUAUUGAGGACUUGAUUUCAGAAAUUCGUGGUGAUAUUGGUGUACUAUACAAGGCUUCGGAAUCCAUCGCGAUGUUGGAUAUGCUAAUUUCAUUUGUUCAUCAAUGCACUGUGUCGAACUAUGUUCGACCAGAAUUCACGGAUACUUUGGCCAUAAAGGCUGGAAGACAUCCAAUGCGAGAAAGUCUAUAUAAUGAUACAUUUGUACCUAACGAUACUUAUGCAAGCAGUGCAACAAGCUUUCAAUUAAUUACCGGACCGAACAUGAGUGGAAAAAGCACUUACCUGAGGCAAAUUGCCUUAAUGAGUAUUAUGUCUCAAAUAGGAUCAUAUGUGCCUGCGGAAUAUGCAUCCUUUAGAGUUGCAGACCAGCUCUUUACGCGAAUUUGUAACGAUGAUAAUAUUGAAAAUAAUACCAGUACAUUUGUAAUUGAAAUGCGUGAAACUGCAUAUAUUUUACAAAAUGUAACUGAUGAUAGUUUGGUGAUUAUCGAUGAACUUGGAAGAGGAACGUCUACACAUGAUGGAUUGGGUAUAACAUACGCAAUUUGUGAAGAACUUUUAAAGUCAAAGGCUUUUAUUUUCUUCGCCACACAUUUUCAUGAACUUACAAGAAGUUUAACUGUGUAUCCCAAAGUUGUGAAUUUGCAUUUGGAAGUUGAAAUUAAUGAAGAUAAUAGAUUAUUAGCGAUGAAAUAUCUGUAUCGAGUUAAAGAUGGAAGAAACGAGGAUGAACAUUAUGGUUUAAAGUUUGGACAAAUAAUUGGUUUGCCACAAGAAGUUAUUAGAAAGGCUUCUGAAGUUUCACAUAAGUUGCAAGAACUUAUCGAUACCAAUAAAGAAAAAUCGACUUCAAAUAAAAUAAUCCAACGACGAAAGAUAUUAUUACAACAGUUGGUACAACAUCUCUUACAAAUCAAAAGAUCCUCUAAUUUGGAUAAGGAUAGCUUAAAAAAAUACCUAAAGAUGGUUCAAGAAGAAUUUAUUGCAAAGAUGGAAGAAUUGUUUUAA
Molecule: messenger RNA, 2481 nt
Organism: Funneliformis mosseae
Lineage: Eukaryota; Fungi; Glomeromycota; Glomeromycetes; Glomerales; Glomeraceae
Source: the annotation of a GenBank genome assembly